Messenger RNA from Ogataea haglerorum, 1263 nucleotides. RefSeq lists its product as uncharacterized. The coding region runs from base 1 to 1263 and encodes 420 amino acids. Gene Ontology annotation, molecular function: serine-type endopeptidase activity. Gene Ontology annotation, cellular component: membrane. The record is from RefSeq and is a predicted model, not a curated record. The transcript has a single exon. Lineage: Eukaryota; Fungi; Ascomycota; Pichiomycetes; Pichiales; Pichiaceae. Gene Ontology annotation, biological process: proteolysis.
AUGGUUCGAUCGCCAUUUGACAUCUCAGACGAUGAGGAUGACCCGUUCAGCGACAGAAACUACUCGCGACUGGUGAAUCGCACCGAAGAAGCCAAAAACGUUCCUGACAUCGGACGUGCCAAACACGCUGCUUCCAAAGCAUAUCCUCCUGUGUUCAACGUGGAUGAGGUGACCAAAGGGCCGACUAACAUCUCAAUUUCUACAAACCAGCAACGAAGUGCGCUACACAUGACUCUCUUCGGAGGUCGUGAACGUGGAUGGCCUUACUUCACGUACUUCGUGAGCCUCAUUCAGAUAGCCGUGUUCAUCUACGAGCUGGUGAAAAUGGGCGUUUACACGAAAUCCAUCUUCCAAACCAAGCCAUACUUCAACCCUAUGCUUGGACCCUCUUCAUACGUGCAAAUCAACGUGGGGGCCAGAUAUCUGCCCUGCAUGACAGCGAUUAAGGGCUACACCGAUAACAUGCGGCUAGAGUGGCCCUGCCCCAACUCCACGUCCACGUCGACCGACGUUUGCAGUCUGAAGGAGCUUUGUGGCAUGGGGGUUGGUUUCUCCAACGGCACGCCGCGCCAAUGGUGGAGACUGUUCACCUCGAUUUUCAUCCAUGCCGGAUUCAUACACAUCAUCUUCAACCUUCUUCUACAGGUCGCGCUUGGAUCUAAGGUUGAACGCUACAUUGGACUACUCAGGUACGCAUUUAUCUACGUUGCAGCGGGCAUGGGAGGCUCCAUUUUGGGCGCCAAUUUCCUGCCCGCUGGCAUGGUUUCAUCUGGAGCUUCGGGAGCGCUAUGUGGCGCCUGUAUUGCCAUGAAUCUCCUUCUUCUCGUCUACAACAACAACGUCGGCCACUAUGACAGUCGUCUGGAAGGCCGUGCCAGCAGACAGCUUUUCGUCAUGAUGCUGGUUGGCUCCCUGGUGGAAGUGAUUAUCAUAUUUGUACUGGGACUGCUGCCAGGAAUAGACAACUUUGCCCACAUUGGCGGCUUUGUCAUCGGGAUCGCGCUGGGGACUGUUCUUCUGGAGAGCCCAUACUUUGUAUACGAGCAGGACAGGCGGACGCGCAAACCCCUUGUCUUUUUCACAUGGAUCUCCGUUCGAGUCGUGUGUCUCGCGUUGACCAUAGCAUAUUUCGCACUCUUAUCGAAGAACUUUGCAGAUAAAGGGGCCGAGGCGUCAGAUAGCUGCAAAUGGUGCAAAUACAUCAACUGUCUCCCGGUCAACGGGUGGUGCGAGCUGGGCAAUUUGUCUGCAACGUCGUCAUGA